AAUGUUCAUUUGAAGUUGACAGGGAGAGUGGAAGAAAACAGACGAUGGUCAGAGGGGAUUCACCAGGCUGUGGAGGCAAAAGAAGGGUUACCAAUCCAGGCUGAUUCAGUUGUAGUGGCACAAAUGACAUACCAAUCAAUGUUUAAGCUUUAUCCAAAGCUUUCAGGGAUGACAGGAACUGCAAAAACUGAAGAAAAGGAGUUCUUGAAAAUGUUCCAGAUGCCUGUUAUUGAAGUUCCCACAAAUAUGGCAAAUAUUCGUCAUGAUUUACCUAUCCAAGCUUUUGCAAAUGCUCGUGGUAAAUGGGAAUAUGUUCGUGCAGAAGUUGAAAGCAUGUUCAGAGUUGGUCGUCCUGUUUUAGUGGGGACCACUAGUGUCGAGAACUCAGAAUAUUUGUCUGCUUUGUUGAGGGCUAGCAAGAUUCCCCACAAUGUCCUCAAUGCACGACCAGAGGUUUGUUGUCUACUUUUUGUAGGAUUUAUCAAUGAAAAUAGAUAGGAUUUUGGGUUAACCAUGUAUGUAACAUGGCAACUUGAUUAUUGUUUUCAGUAUGCUGCAAGAGAGGCUCAAACUGUGGCCCAAGCUGGACGAAAAUAUGCUAUCACCAUAUCUACAAAUAUGACUGGAAGGGGCACAAACAUUAUAUUGGGAGGUAACCCCAAGAUGCUUGCAAAGGAAGUUAUAGAGGAAAGCAUACUUUCACAUAUGAGUCAUGAUACUCCUGAUGUUGAGGUUGAGGACCCAAAGUCACAAAAGGUGUUAUCAAAAAUGAAAAUUGGACCAUCAUCAUUAGCUUUGCUAGCCAAGACGGCUCUAAUGGCUAAAUACGUGGGCAAAAGUGAGAACUAGAGUUGGACAUAUGAGAAGGCAAAAUCUAUAAUUUCAGAGUCAAUUGAAAUGAGCCAGUCAAUGGGUUUAGAUGAACUGCAAAGGCUUGUGGAAGAACAGGCAGAGAUGUACCCUCUUGGUCCUUGCAUUGCAAUUGCCUAUUUAUCAGUUCUAAAGGACUGUGAGAUUCAUUGCUUUCAUGAAGGAUUGGAAGUCAAACGACUUGGUGGUCUCCAUGUCAUUGGGACAUCUUUGCAUGAGUCCCGAAGAAUUGAUAAUCAGCUUCGUGGCAGAGCAGGAAGGCAAGGAGAUCCUGGAUCAACACGCUUCAUGGUCAGGUAAGUUCUGUUAAAUGAUUUUUAUAA
Lactuca sativa (garden lettuce) is the source of this 1193-nucleotide messenger RNA. Lineage: Eukaryota; Viridiplantae; Streptophyta; Magnoliopsida; Asterales; Asteraceae. The record is from RefSeq and is a predicted model, not a curated record.